Messenger RNA from Alternaria burnsii, 5922 nucleotides. Its product is annotated as f1f0 atp synthase assembly protein atp11. Bases 1 to 5922 code for a protein of 1973 amino acids. The record is from RefSeq and is a predicted model, not a curated record. Gene Ontology annotation, molecular function: translation initiation factor activity; GTPase activator activity; RNA binding. The transcript has 8 exons. Gene Ontology annotation, biological process: translational initiation. Gene Ontology annotation, cellular component: eukaryotic translation initiation factor 3 complex; cytoplasm. Lineage: Eukaryota; Fungi; Ascomycota; Dothideomycetes; Pleosporales; Pleosporaceae.
AUGCAGGGACGGGAACGUUUACCUAGGCGGCAUGGGCUGCUUUGUCUACUGCACUACGCUUCUGUAACGUUGUAUCCUACCCGACAUAUCUACCCCAUAUCCACCCCAUAUCCACCCCAUAUCGUAUACCCGAUCCAUGCAGAACCCGCCCUUGCUGCAAACGACCCGUCGGCCCCUCUCCUCGUCGUCGCCAGAGACCUCGUCCUCGACGGGCUGCUGCUAGCGGGCAUGGGUGCAGUUCACAGCAAGUCCAGCGAUGCAGGCGACCUCUAUCUGCGCGACCAGACUCGAUUCUCGGUGGCCUCGCUCAACAUCACCAAUGCCCGCAACCGCACGCUUCUCAACAUCUCGCCCAAUGCUUUCCCCGCCACCCGCUAUGCUGCCAGGCGCGACUUUGGCGACGACAGCGUCGUCGAGUACAUCCAGGACCCCGAGCCAGCCCACCAUCACGACGGCCCCCCAGCCUUCCUCCUGCGCCUGCCCAACGACGAGGAACUGACCUUCAACUUCACCUUCAUCCUGCGCCAGCACCUCGCAGUUCCCACCAGCUACAGCGCCAGUACCGCCUCCCACGUCGCCCCCACCGGCCUGGUCGACACCAACAUCAAUGGCUUGACCUUUAUCUUCGCCCCGAGCUCAAAGGACCUGGAUAACCUCGUCACGCGCGAGUUCCACGCCAACCCCAACCUCCACAAGAACCCCCAGGUCGAGCUGGUCGGCGACUACUCCACCGGCGGCCAUUCGUCGGUUCAGUUCCAGUGGUCGUGGAAAUGGACGCCGCCCCGCACCCCAGAGUCGCGUGGUGGGGGCUGGCGCACAAGCUGCAGUUUCGUCGAGUAUGACCAGCGCGCACACCGGCUCGAGACGCUGGCGAGCUUUACAUUCUGGGUCCAGAACACGGCGCGCCAGCUGCAGAGCCCAAAGUCGCCUUCACCGCGCCUUGAACUUGGCGUCCCUCCCCGACUGCGCGUGCCCUCGGCACAAUCGAUAGAGUCUCGAGUGAGCGACUCGGCGGGCGAAGACCGCGAGUGGGACAACAUACCCCCGAGAUCGCCAAUCUGCGAGCCCAUUCCCGAGCACAGCCUGGGCCUCAUACCAAGCCAGACGACCACUCUGUCAAGCGGGAGUGCGCCGGUGAAGCUCGACGUGUCGCGUCCGGGAGAGGAUCUCAGUCUGACCGAUGAUGGGCCGCUAUUCCGCGCCACAAUGAAGUCGCUCGAACAGAAGACGGGCAACAUGCGCACAAGAUGGAAGAAGGUCCUCAAACGCGCCGAGUCGGCCAUGGAAGCUCAAGUGGCAUGCAACAAUGCCAUGGCCGACCUCAUGGACGCACUCAGAGAAGCCUCGUCGUCCAAUGCAAACGCAGUGCAGCCGGCUAUUGAUCACUACUUCGACAAGAUUGCCAAGGAGAUCCUGGGAUACGAAAAGUCAAACACCACCAACAUUCAAAAACUCAUUAUUGAUCCCAUAUACAAGCUUUACAACAUCGACAUCAAGCAGGCCGAGACAAAGCGGAAAGACUUUGAGGAGGAGAGCAAGGACUACUACCAGUAUCUGGGAAGAUACCUUGGGCAACGACAAGACUCGCUGAAAGAGAAGAAACGCGCAGAGACCGAUUCCAAAUACCAAGCAAAGAGGCGCAACUUUGAAUUGAAGCGCUUCGACUACUCGUCCUUUAUGCAGGACCUGCAUGGAGGCCGGAAAGAUCAAGAAGUCCUCUCCCAUCUCACGCGAUAUGCCGAUGCCCAGGCCAAGCGCUACCUAGAGACUGCAAAGAAGAUCGAGACCAUGUUGCCACAUCUUGAGGCUCUGAGUUGCGAGGUGAAAGAAGCAGACAAGGAGUUUCAGAUUCAGAGGACCGAAAGAGAGGAGAAGAGGCGAGCACUCGAGACGAUCAAGAAGACUUUCGACGAUGUGCCUGCGCCUUCGCUCACAUCUCCCGCGGCAUCAUCAAGUAGCGUACCCCGGACAACGUCAAGAUCCGACCCAGAGCCGCCUCCUGGCCGCAAGGGUAGCCUUGUGCCCAUGUUCCAGAGUACAGUCAUGCCUCCUCAGACUACUUCAUCUACGAGCAUCCCCUCCUCAAUAGCAUUACCACAAAGUCCUGAGGCUACCAAAGCGACUCUAGCCAUGGUGGCACCACAGCCGGACAAGUUCAAAGGGAUCAGAGACCUUGAAGAAAAGGAUCCUGUUGCAAUGGCCGAAGCUGGUUCAGGCGCACAUCGCAAAGAAGGUCUUCUGUGGGCACUGAGCAGGCCUGGAAGUCAUGUGGAUCCCAAGGGCCUGAACAAGCAAGCCUGGCACAAAUUCUGGAUCGUGCUUGAUCAGGGCAGGCUCUCAGAGUAUACCAACUGGAAGCAAAGUCUGGAGCUCCAUAUGGAGCCAAUUGACCUUCGCAUGGCUUCGGUAAGGGAAGCGCGUAACGCGGACCGUCGGUUUUGUUUCGAAGUCAUCACUCCACAAUACACUCGAGUGUAUCAAGCAACCAACGAAGAAGACAUGAAGUCAUGGAUCAGUGCAGUCAACAAUGCUUUGCAGACAGCCGUUGAGGCAGCAGGAAAGCCCGACCGGCCAUCAACCGACUCGCUGCCUGGGCAAACACAUCGCGACAUCGCGUCAGUGCUUACCGGCAAGAGUCCAUCAAUGUCAAGUCAUCGCAACACAUACGGCUCCAAGGCACCAGCGCGACAUGCUACAGUGGGCGAUCGGCCUGGCGGUUACCGACGGGAAGAGACGUUUGGCGACGAAGGCAAGCUGCUCAAGCAAGUACGAGAUGCGGAUGCUGGCAACAAGAUGUGCGCGGAUUGCGGUACUGAGAUCAAAGUUGAUUGGGUUUCCAUCAAUCUUGGCAUCAUCAUCUGUAUUGAGUGCAGUGGUAUCCAUCGGUCACUAGGCACACACAUCACAAAGGUCCGCUCCCUAACGUUGGACGUUACGUCGUUUACUCCCGAUAUCAUCGAGAUACUGCUCAAGAUCGGCAACCGCAUCAGCAAUGCUAUCUGGGAAGCAAGGCUAGACCCAGGGCUGAAGCCAGGGCCAAUGUCGACAAGAGAGCAAAGGCUGCACUUCAUCACGUCUAAGUAUGCUGAUCGGGCAUUCGUGGCACCCAUAACACCAAACAUGUCACACUAUGCAAACCCAGAGGAGACGCUGUUAGCGUCGGUUAAGAAAAACGACAUCCAGAACGUACUCUACGCGCUGGCACUCCGAGCGAAUGCCAAUGCACGCGAUCGGUCACGAGGCACACACGCAGUAUUUCUCGCGCUUGCAGCCGCCGACCCAGCAUCGCCUUCAGCGACAGCAUCACCUGCAAGCUCUCCAGGCUCAGCCACUCGCCCAGGCACAGCACAGCCUACCCGCAAAGCCUUCCCCGUCGCAGAGCUACUGUUGCAAAAUGGCGCAGAAUUACCGAUGCUGCCUGCACCCAUCCCACUUGGGCACUCGGCACGAAGCUAUCUUGACUUCAAGACAGAGCAACGUGCGGGCAAACGUCCAGCACCUAUGGUGGGAAGUCAGCCCCCACCCAACGUAGAAAAACUGCCGUCCUUGCCGCCUAUCAUGGCAGGCAACGGCAGCUCUCCAUCAGAACGGGCGCGUGAACGGGACGCACGACUGCAAAAGCGAGUCUCGGCAAGCGGAAGUUAUAAGCGCACGCACCCCGCCGCCGCAACUGCAAAGGCACUCAGUACCGCAAUCAUGGCGUCCGCAUACUCGAACCUACCCAUGGACGGCGACGACGAAUUCGACGAGAGCCAAAUCGACUUUACCGACAUUGAAGACCAGUUCCAGGUGCGGCUCGACGAGGGGCUCGAUGCCUUUGUCGUGAUCGAUGGAUUGCCCAUAGUGCCCGAGGACAGCAAGGCCAAGCUCGUCAAGUUUGUGCUGAGGAAGCUGAACAGCGUGGGCAAGGUCAAGGACGACGGCGUGCACAUGCCCGUCGGCGAGGCAGGCAAGACGGAAGGAUAUGCCUUUGUCGAAUACAGCGCGCCCGCAGAGGCGGUCGCGGCCGUCAAGCAGCUAAACGGAACUGCGCUCGACAAGAAACACACCAUGGCCGUCAACAAGCUCACCGACAUCGACCGCUACGGCAAGGAGGGCCGCAUCGACGAGGAAUACCACGCACCCGAGAUCCCGCCAUUUGAGCAGAAGGAGCAUCUGAGGUGGUGGCUAGGCGACGCCGACAGCCGCGAUCAGAUGGCCAUGUACCGCCAGGAGAAGGUCGGCGUCUUCUGGAACGAAAAGGAAGACCAGCCCGAGCAGGUUGUCGACCGCGAGAACUGGACCGAGUCCUUCAUCCAGUGGUCGCCCCAGGGAACCUACCUCACCUCCAUGCACGCCCAAGGUGUCCAGCUGUGGGGUGGCAAGGCAUGGAGCAGGCAGAAGCGAUUUGCCCAUCCCGGCGUCAACCUCGUCGACUUCUCGCCCGGCGAAAAGUACCUCACCACCUGGUCCCACCGCCCACUCCAGGUCGACGAAAACCACCCGGUCCCAUCGCUCUCGCUCGAGGAGGACGGCAAGAACUACAUCAUCUGGGACAUCGCCACAGGCAAGCCCCUGCGUUCCUUUGCGACCAUCGAUGUACCCGGUGGCACCGACGCCGAUGGUAACCCUGUCAAGAAGAAGCUGCAGUGGCCGACGUUCAAGUGGUCUUCCGACGACAAGUAUGUCGCACGUAUGACCCAGGGCCAAUCCAUUUCCAUCUACGAGCUGCCGCGCAUGAACCUUCUCGACAAGACCUCUGUCAAGAUCGAGGGCGUCAUGGACUUUGAGUGGGCUCCAGCAACACCCCGGAGAGAAGGUAUCAAGACAUACGAGCAGCUCUUCUGCUACUGGACACCUGAGCUCGGUAGCAAUCCCGCCAAGGUCGGUCUCAUGUCCGUUCCCUCAAAAGAGAUUGUGCGCACGCGAAAUCUAUUCAACGUCUCUGAUGCGAAGCUGCACUGGCAAUCCGAAGCUGCCUACGUCUGUGUCAAGGUCGACCGCCACUCCAAGUCCAAGAAGUCCCUCGCCACCAACCUGGAGAUCUUCCGUGUCCGCGAAAAGGGUGUGCCUGUCGAAGUCGUCGAUUCAAUCAAGGACACUGUUAUCAACUUUGCCUGGGAACCCAAGGGCAACCGCUUCGUGCUCAUCACUACUGGCGAAGUCAUCCAGGGCGCUGCUGUGGGUCCCAAGACUGCCGUCUCUUUCUUCGCCCCCGAGAAGCUCAAGGGCGGCGCACCUGGCAACUUCCGUCACAUCCGAACCAUUGACAAGAAGAACAGCAACGCCAUCUACUGGUCACCCAAGGGACGAUUCGUCGUUGUCGCCGCUCUCCAGUCUCAGCAGUCUUUUGAACUCGAGUUCUGGGAUAUGAGCUUCGACAGGCCCAAGGAGGAGUCUGAGAAGGGUGACAAGGAAGUUAACGCCAACCUGCAGCUCAUGGAUACAGCCGAACACUAUGGUGUAACCGACAUUGAGUGGGACCCUACCGGCCGCUACGUCGCCACCGUUGCCAGUGCUUUCCGUCAUCGCAUGGAGAACGGUUACCAUCUCUAUGACUUCAAGGGUACACUCCUCCGCGAAGAAGCCAUCGAAGGCUUCAAGCAGCUCCUCUGGCGCCCACGCCCCCCGACUCUUCUCUCCAAGGAGGAGCAGGCCGAAAUUCGCAAGAACCUGCGCAACUACUCCAAGGUCUUUGAUGAGCAAGACGUUGCCAAGAAGAGCUCCGCCAACAAGGCUGUGGUGGAAGCUCGUCGCGAGAUGCUGGAUGAGUGGCGCAGAUGGCGCGAGGAGGUCACUGAGAGGUUGCGCGACGAAGGAGCCGACCUCGAGCUGGCAACCCUCAAGGGAGAGACGCCUGGUCAGGCGGAUGAUGGGCACCAGGAAGAGAUUGAGGAGAUUGUAGAGGAGAUCAUCGAUGAGACCGAAGAGGUCGUGAACUAG